Trichoplusia ni (cabbage looper) is the source of this 1552-nucleotide messenger RNA. RefSeq lists its product as uncharacterized. The coding region runs from base 58 to 1527 and encodes 489 amino acids. The transcript is spliced from 2 exons. The record is from RefSeq and is a predicted model, not a curated record. NCBI's taxonomy places the organism in Eukaryota, Metazoa, Arthropoda, Insecta, Lepidoptera, Noctuidae.
UUGAUUUACCUGACAACGUCAUGUGGGUGAAAAUGCACUAUUUUGUACCUAUUGGUUAUGUUUUUUGUAUUGCAUAUUUUACUGCUUAUCAUUUAUGUUUCCGAGGCAAAUAAUUUCGACAGAAAAGAGGACAGUGGAGACGUUAUUUCGGACGUAAAACAAAAUGACAGUCGUGUAAUCUUUCAAGAUUUUGGUAAAGAGCUACUAAAAAGUUCACAUAAACCAUCAUUGAAUAGGCUAAAUCAAAGCGUAACGACAAGCUUGGACACAUUAGACAAGAAAGCUGAAGAAAUCGUACCAAAAAAACGUCACAUACAUGACAAAGACUUUGACUACGAUCAAAUAUCACUAUUUAAAUCUCCAAAACUAAAGAAUAUUAAAGAUGGCAUGUCGUCUCCUUCACUGAACUUCGAUCCCAAAUGGCCAAUCGUAAAACUUUUGUCGGAAACGGAUAACAUCGAAGAAAAUCCAAGUUACAUAGAAGAUUUUGACAGCAUCCAUCAGCCAUUUUACCAUACCGAAAAUCGGUCUAGCACCAUAGAAAUAACUAAAUCUGCACCAAAGGAUGAUUUCAAUGAUGUUGAAAAUAAAUCUAAUUUGUCACCAGGUUUGAAAAACUUAUCUGCUCGUGCUUUACCAUCGGAUGCACGUAGACAAUGUGGUUGUAUGGGCAAAGAAACCGCUCCACAUAUAUGUACACCUCCACCUACCAUGUUUACGGAGUGUACGAGAAAUGCAGUGUCGCUUACAAUGAUGCCAUUUUAUAUGCCGUACCAGUCUUUUUUAUUUACUUUUCAACCGAUGCCUUCAGUUAUAAUAACAACAUCAACAACAGCAACUACCACAAGACCCUGUGCAACUGUCCCGAGAACAAUCAGUUUCCCACAAAAUAUUCCAUGUGGUUUUCCGAUGGGUAUUCCAAUGGGCAUUCCAGCUCCUCCACCAAUUGCCAUUCCAGCAGUGCCUCCGAUGGCGUUACCAGCAGCUCCUCCAAUGGGCUAUCCUAUAGGAUUUCCUCCACCUCCUCCUAUGGGAAAUCAGCCAUCUAUGGGGGUUCUGCCACCUAUGGGGAUUCAGCCACCAAUGGGAUAUCAAAUGGGUGUACCACCAGGAUCCCCGAAUUUUCAAUAUACUCCAAACAGUUUCGAAAAGCCGAAAAAACCCAAACGGCCACAACAUAAGGAAGAAUAUGACUAUGAUGAGGAAGGAAAAUUGUUGUACAUUUACAACGACAAUCGUGACACAGAUGAAAAAGAAAGAAAAUUGAAAGACGAAAAGCGUAAAGACGAUAUCGUAAUUAAUAUUGAUUAUGAAGAUAAACUCAAUGAUAAAAUCAAAUGGAACUCACUAUUUUUCAACAAGAAACCAGAUAAAUUCGUUAAAGAAGUUAUUGAUGAUUUGGACGCACAAGGAGAUACGCUCGGUAAAAAGUGUUUUUGUUUAUCAUUUGCACCUAAGACUGGUCUCUUUGUUAGUGUUUUUUAUUUACUGUGCUGUUGUUUAUUUAUUUUAAUAAAUCAAAUAUGAAUUAUAUCCUUAAAGUAAGUGUGAA